Brassica rapa (field mustard) is the source of this 5314-nucleotide messenger RNA. RefSeq names its product transcription factor MYB15. NCBI's taxonomy places the organism in Eukaryota, Viridiplantae, Streptophyta, Magnoliopsida, Brassicales, Brassicaceae. The record is from RefSeq and is a predicted model, not a curated record.
ACAUUUUAUAGAGGAAUAAUGACUAGUUAAAUUACGACUUAUUCUUGGGUUCACCCCCUAGGUGAAUCUGUAGGUUCACCAACCAAUAGGAUUGUGUCAUUUUAGAUUCAGUAUCUUAAUAUAAAGGAAACAAAAUAUUAUCGAAUUAUAUUAAAUUUUAAAAUAAAAAUUGUAUUAAUCACAAAAAGAAGAUUUUUUAAUCGCAAAAAAAAAAAUAAUUUGUUUUUCAAAAAUAUUUUUAACACUGCCAACAAAUAUUAAACCCUAAACCUUUAGGUAAACCCUAAAUCUUGAAUAAAUCAUAAAUCUUAAAGUGUAAGAUUUGAUCCAAGAGUUUCGGAUUUAUCCAAGGGUUUAGGGUUUACCCAAGGGUUUAGGGUUUAGGAUUAGGAUUUAGGGUUUAGUGUUUUGUUGAUUGUGUUAAAAAUAUAUAUUUUUUAAAUUCAAGAAUUUAAAAUUUAUCAAAGGGGUUAGGGUUUACCAAAGGGUUUAGAUUUAGAGUUUAUUGUUUUGUAUAUGGUAUUAAGUUUUUUUUGAAAACUUUUUUUUUUGCAGCUACUAUUAUUUUUAUUUAUUUAUACUUUUUUUAAUUUUAAAAACGUAAUAUAAUUUGACAAUAUUUUGUUUCCUUUUUUAAAAGAUAUCAGAUUUGAAAUAACUAAAUCUUAUUGGUUGGUGAACCUAUAGGUUCACCCUAGGGAGUGAACCCAAGAAUAACUCUUAAAUUACUAGGAGCUAGACUAGACCUAUGUGUUAACAAAUUAUUGAUUAUUAUGCAAAUAUUUUAUAUUUAUAUAAAAUAUUUUAGUGUUUGACUUUAAUUAUAAAAUUAAUUUGAUGAAUUAUAAAAUUUAGGUAUACAAAAUAAAAUAAAAAAACUUGUGAACAUAUACUAACAUCAUUUCUUAAUUUAGCAGAUUUAAAUUAAUUUACAUCGAUUUAAACUAAUUUUUAUAAAUCAAAUUUUAAGAAAAUUAAUUUCAGCUAGGACUGAUGAGUUGCUGCGUAGGCGGACCAAUUUGUUGAACCAUGUAAUAUAUACAUUAUAAUUACUAGAAAUGGACGUGGUUAACCUAAACCAGAUUAGUACCAAGAUAACUAUGGUUUUUCACUACAGAUUAAAGAAGUUUAAUUUUGAUAAGAAAAUUAAAGAAACUACGAAGAAUACUUACAAGCAGUCAUAAUACAAGUGUUUUUCUUUUUUUUUUUGAAUAUAAAUACAAGUGUUUUUCGGUCAACAUAUAAUCCACACAACGUUGAUUUUUGUUUUGUCGUAUAUAAUUGCAAACGUUGAUUUUCUACAAAAAUGUACGUGUGGGGUUAUUGUAAUGCACUUCAUGCGUCUACCCGACGACUCUUUUUUACUCUCAAGUAACACUCUUUUUUUUUUUUUGGUAAACCUCUGAAGUAACACUUGCACCACAUAUCUCACCAUCGCCACUCUACGCACAUUUUAUAUUAACGCAUACCAUUUUAAAAAAAUGGUUCGAUUCGCGCUGGGAGGGACUAUUUACAUUGUUUGGGUUCCCGGCAAAGAGGUGAAAACACCAUUUUUUGUUUAUUAUAACACUCUACGCACAUUUUAUCUUAACGCAUACCAUUUUUUUGUUUAUUAUAUUUUUUGUAGUCUCUAAAAUCAUAUCAUUCAAUCCAACAUGCAAUAUAAUAUAUAUGUACAACAUACUUUUUGACUAUGGUGCCAAUAACCCAAAAACCCCUCUCUCAUCUCCUCCUUCCGGGAAGCCUCCCAUAUGCUUUUGAAUUCUCACACAAGCCUUUAGACAAAUUCAGUAUAAAUACUCAAAACCUUAAGUCACUCAUUCUCAGGCUCAUCAACAACAUUUGAUCACAUAGCUCAGAAAAAUUUGAUCAGCACAAUCUAUCUUGAUCGUACUCACCAGCAAUCAAAAACAUCAUCGGAAGAUGGGAAGAGCUCCAUGCUGUGAGAAGAUGGGGUUGAACAGAGGCCCAUGGACGCCUGAAGAAGAUCAAAUCUUGAUCUCUUUUAUCCACAAACAUGGCCACAGUAACUGGCGAGCCCUCCCCAAGCAAGCUGGUCUUUUAAGAUGUGGGAAAAGCUGUAGACUUAGGUGGAUGAACUAUUUAAAACCUGAUAUUAAAAGAGGCAAUUUCACCAAAGAAGAGGAGGAUGCUAUCAUUAGCUUGCACCAAAUCCUUGGCAAUAGAUGGUCAGCGAUUGCAGCAAAAUUGCCAGGAAGAACGGAUAAUGAGAUCAAGAACGUAUGGCACACUCACUUGAAGAAAAGACUUGAAGAUUAUCAACUCGCUAAACCUAAGACAAGCAAUACGAAGAAGGCUACUAAACCUAAAUCUCAAUCUGUACCGACGAAAUUGAACAGUACUAGAUGCGAAUUGGAGUUUUUAAAUUCAUCAAACCCUUCUUUUGAAAGCUUGUUCUCGGCAUCACCAUCAACGAGUGAUGCGGUUUCUUCGGUGACACUCAUGAGCCACGAAGGCCAUAACAACGAGGCUAAGAUGGAUAAUAAAUCGGGAGACAUCAAUAUUGCGGAUCAAGAUUGUUCUUCUUUCGAAAUUUUUGGAGCAGACAUCGACGAGAGCUUCUGGAAUGAGGCGCUUUAUAGCCAGGAUGAAAGCAACUACGCACUGAAUCUUGACGUGGCUGGUUUUGACGAGAUACAACAAGAGUUUCAGCAGUUAGGCCCAGAUGAGAAUGAGAUGGUUUUCGACAGUGAGAUGGACUUUUGGUUCGAUGUUUUGGCGAGAACUGGAGGGGAACAAGAUCUAUUAGCUGGGCUCUAAUUAGCUGACAUAUUUGAAUAGUAAAGUGACAUGGUGAAAAUUAAAGCUAAGAAAAGUCUUUAAGUUUUCAUGUGAUCUGGUUAGUUUAUUAACUAGAGGUUGCGUUUUUUGAAAAUAUUACUCUGAUUGAGUGGUUAGCUAAUUGGAGUAGUAAUCAAUGACAAGUGAUUAACUAAGAUAUAUAUUAGUACCUUGUUAAUAAAAUAAUUAACUGAAAAUAUUGAAUGUCAUGCGAAAAACAACGAUUAAAAUGUAUUAUUAAAGUGCUCUAAUAUAUAGUAAUAUACCCGGCUUUCGUUUUCAAGUUCAACUAUGGCGGAAAAGAAGAAGUUGUAAAUUAAUUAACUAGCUAGCAAACUAGAGAAAGUAACUUAAGAAAUUAUAAACAUUUUAAUAAUAAUCCAAAUGCUAGAAAAACAGAUAAAAUAAUGCUUUAGUGAGAUGCAUUUAUUAUUCUUAAAUAACAAACCCAUGAAACAGAAAGUGUAUAUAUAAAAAGAAAGAAAAAUAAAGAAAAGUAGAAAUUAAAGUGAAACAGGCUUAUAAAUUGGACGUAUAAAGAUUUUAAAUAUUCAUAUUGAUUAAUAUAUUUAGUUUCCAAAUGGUUACAACUAGUGGCAAAUAUGUAAUUAGCCCUGUUCGGAAAGAUGAAGCUGCGUCAGCGUCCGGUAACCUAAAAUAGAUACAGACCACGGAAAAACAAAACACAGAUGAGAGAGAAAAUGAUCGCUAGCGUCUAACGCGAUAUAUACCAGAUUUUAAAAAAUGAUAAGAUGCUAUUAAAUCCGGCGAUCCAAAGUAAGUCAUACUUUAAAAAUGAUCGCUGCGACCAAUUCCAGCUAAUGUAUUUUUAGCUGCACGUUUUAAAUAUCGUCGCUGACGCUAAUUUCAGCGUUUAUGCAAAGAACAUGGUUGUUUUAGACGUAGCAGAGUAGAUACAAUGAAUAUUAUUUUCAGCAGUCAUUUUAAAUAUUGUCACUGCGCUAAUUUCAGCGUCUAUACAAAGGUAUAGAACAGAGUAGAACAUCGUUUGUGUUCAUUACGUCUACUUUGCUGCGUCUAAAACAACUAUUUGGUUUACGAAGGUAUAGAAUAAUUUGAAAAUAUCGAAACAAAUAUUUAUAUAUCUAAAUUAAGAGGAUUAAUGGUAAUAUUUUCUAUUUACUUGGGUUUUUUUGGGGUCUAAUAUUUAUUUACUUGGUUUAGAAUUUAGUUUUUACUAGUAUUCGUCCUGUACCUCAUUUUCUUAUAUUAAAACUAACAUCUAAUUUUAAUUUCUUAACAUGUAAUAACACUUCAUGUUUAGGGUUAAAAAUGUAUUAACACCACCUUCAACUAUGAAUCUACAGUAUAUAAAAAAUAGGGAAAUUUAAACUAAUAUUGGAAAUAAAAACUAAUCCAUCAAAUCAAUAAACAUGGUCCACAUAAACCAAUUAGUUUCAAAAAAUUAUUUAUUAGAAUUUUGAUAAUAAAAAGUAUUGGGUUCAUAGACAUUUUGACCAAAAGGGUUCAAAGACAUUUUAUGGUAAAAUUAUUGAUGUCAUUAACUAAAACUCAAGAAGUCACCAAUUUAUUUUUUUAAACCUUUGGUCAAGAAAAUUACCAAAGCUGAAAAAAAUAAACUUGGUAAUCAUAAAUCACCAAGUCAUCGUAAUCAUCUCCAUAAAUACUAAAUACUACAUUAUAAUACCACAAUUUCCUACAAUGAAGAUCAAUGCAACUUAAAGAUAGUAUGUAAUACAAAUUUGAAUCGCGGUUUUGAAAAAGAAGCAAGGAUGGAACUACCGAAUUUACAGAAUCAAUUACCUUUAUCCAGACAGCAUUUCUUUGGUACACAGUGCCUCAAAAAAAAAUUGGAAACGUCGUCGAACUUUCCUAUUCACCUUCUCAUUUUGCAUAUGGUUAAUCUUCAGAUUUCUUCAAAUCAGUCACCUGUUUACUCAUUUCGAUAUAAUCAUCACCAAAACAUGCAAACAGUCUAUUAGGUUCCAAAAUUAUAAAAAUAGUUUAUUGACGUACUUAGCUUUCUAAUUAUAAGACUUAGCUUUCUAAUUAUAAGCCGUAAAAAACUGAGCUGUAAAUAUCUAAUUCUUUGUAUAAUAGAGUCGAAUGUACUUAUUGUUACCUCAUUUGCAAACGUUUCUCUGAUUUUCCAUUUUUUGAAGAAUGAAGUUCUGAAGCAUCAGUAUACUCAAGUGACAUCUUUAGUUUGAAUCACACUAAAAGAAUUAAUGGGUGUAAAAUAGAUUGUAAACUGUUGUCGUUAUUCAUGUACAAGGUCACAUAUAUAUACAUAUCGUAGAGACUCCUAAUCCUAGGGUAAUAUGAAUAUAGAUAAUUACAAGAUAUUAGUUAUCAUUAUUGCUAAGAUGUAUACGUAUCUUCUAUAGGGUACGUAUUUAUUUGAAGAAAACAGAAAAGCGAACAUGAAAACAGAAGUCACAAAUAUAUAUUAUUUUUGUUGGUACACCGACGAACUGUAAAAAAAAUUGACAAAGAAGAUAAAAACCAUGGAGAAGAAGAAAAAGGAAGA